GUACAACUAAUUAUUAUAUACAUACAAGUAUUAAAAAAAGAUAAAAUAGGAAGAAUGUCAUAACUAUAUUCUCAAAUUUUGAAAUGGAACACUUGUUAAUAAACAAGUAAAAUAGUAAAAUAUUAAAAUAAGACAAUUAAAAAUGGGAGGGAGUAGGGCUGCUCCAGUCGCUUUCUUUCAGACAGCAAUGAAUGCUAGCUUUAAAGAGAGAGAAACUAAAGUCUCGAGUAAUUGAGGUAGAUUGAAAACAAUGUGACCAGAUUUUGAGUGAAUUCAUAAUCACAGUCUCAUUUGUAUUCACACUGCUCUCAUAUUUAUGCUUCUCUGACAGUUUGAGUGAGGAGGAAAGCUGUAUAAACGUAUGGGUGACUUGAGAAGAAGAUGAGUACUCAAAUAUUAAUCCAAAUAUGUAUGGAAAGCUGUUAAAAAUUAAUUAAUCUCUUAUUAUACAGCCAUGAGGCACAUCCAAGUCCUAGAGUUGUGUCGGGAGAAGUUUGGUUACUACGUGGUCUUCACCCCCUCCAUCUUUUUCAUCUUAGGACUCAUAUUGAGCUACAAGUUGGUGGAGAAGACAUUUCUGAGCAUCUUGAUCACGCGUCUCAACGACGCAUGGGAGGAGUACGACCUCCGAAGUGCUGUGGUAGUUGUGAAUUUGCAAGAAGGAACAAGCGCAGUCCUCGUACCGGUUUUCACUUAUGUAGCCGAGGUUUAUACAGGCCGCUUCCUCAUGCUGUUUUUCUCCACCACACUCUGCAUCAUCGGACUGUUACUCAACUAUGUGGCGGUUGGAAAUGACGAUAGUGGGCAGCUUGAGUUGCAGUUAUUCUACCCUGCAUUGGGGCUAAUGACUUUGGCGGAAGCGGCGCAGACUGUUACGCUGCAAGCGUUUCUUGACGAUCAGUUUAGGCCGAUGGAUCUCGGCAAGGAUCGGAGACUAGGAUGCACCAAAUUCUGGUGGAUUCUGGUCUCCUUUGUGGCUGCCAUUUUCGCUCAGUUUGGGCCUUUAACGGGAUUUCACUCGAGGAAACUCGCACUAGUUCUUAUGGGUCUCAUGGGUGGUUGCUUCUUAGUGUUCUUGUUGGGUAAGAAAUGCUACCAUAAUGUACUCACAAUUCAGAACCACCCCUUUAAACAAGUUGGGAACGUCAUCGCCAGAGCCAUCGCUAACAGAAAUCUCGACUAUACACUAACUACACAGCCUCGCGUUCCAUGGUUGAGGUGGUUAGACAGAGCGGCGGAGGCAGGUAGUGUUGAACAAGUGAGGAAAGUGAAACUUUUGUUGAUGAUGCUUCCGUUGUGGUCUUCUUUCCUCACUCUAAGCUUGGUUUCUGCUUCUGGAACCACCUUCUUUUACGACGAAGCCACCAGCCUUACUGAAGACAAUUGUGCCAUUCUCUUUCUCCACAAUCUGAUGAGAUUCACAACGUUCGCGGUCUCAGAAACGUCCAGCUACGUCGUCGGAAAACUUGAAGAGAAAAAGCAAUACAACCAACAGAAGAUGGAGGUGGUGCGAAUCGGCAUCGGAAUGUGGUGCUGCGUGCCGUGCUGCCUCGCUGCUUGGGUGACAGCAACACGCAGGCAGCACGACACCAUCAACGUCUAUUGGCUAACUCCACAGUACUUUUUACUUGGACUAAUGAGCGGACUCUCUGAAGAUGGGCUCGAAUCCUUCUAUGAAUCUCAGGUUUUUGAGAGUUUGUCGACAUUUGGGCCACCCUUUGGAGAACUCGUGAUGGGUUUGGGUAAAUUUAUGAGCAUACUCUGCGUUCUCAUCUUCAGCACGAGGCGUUUCGAAUGGUUUCAGAGUGAUAUAGGCAACAGUAGCCUCAACAAGUAUUAUAUUUUGCUGGUAGUUUUGAGUUUCGUGAACGCUGUAAUCUACUGUUUGGUUGUUUGUUGGUACAAAGACGACGCCUUCCUAGUGGAAGAUGAAGAAAACGGCAGUUUUCCUCAACAAGUUGGUGAUCAGAUUCAGUUACUGGAUAGUGUUGCACCUCGAUCCAUUGAGGGUCGAAAGGAAAAGAGCAGUUGUGCAGAUACGAUAUCAGAACCCAGCAGGAAUGAGGUAGAGGUGGAAAAGGAGGAGGCAAUGGGCAUUGCUUCAUCCAUCGAGGGGCAACGCAUCUCUCGUCGAACUGUUUCCAAGCCCAGAGAGAGCAGUUCUAGAGAUGUUAUAACAGAAAGCUCCAGCUCCAGACAAGAAGAAGAAGAAGAAGAAGAAGCUGAAGAUGUGUUACGACGCGCAGUGAACAAGUUUAGGCGCCUCGCCUCGAGAGCAGCCCGCAGACGCUUCGACUCAACAUUGUCCAAGAAUGAAUGAAUUGUAGCAGUUACUUGUUGUUAGCCUCAAACACAGUUUCUACGUGGAAAGACGCAUGAGUUUAAAAUUUGUUUGGG
This is a messenger RNA of Salvia miltiorrhiza (redroot sage), 2397 nucleotides long. Its product is annotated as protein NRT1/ PTR FAMILY 5.11-like. Gene Ontology annotation, biological process: transmembrane transport. Gene Ontology annotation, molecular function: transmembrane transporter activity. The record is from RefSeq and is a predicted model, not a curated record. The coding region runs from base 455 to 2320 and encodes 621 amino acids. Gene Ontology annotation, cellular component: membrane. The transcript has 4 exons. NCBI's taxonomy places the organism in Eukaryota, Viridiplantae, Streptophyta, Magnoliopsida, Lamiales, Lamiaceae.